This is a messenger RNA of Juglans regia (Persian walnut), 2310 nucleotides long. Its product is annotated as putative 3,4-dihydroxy-2-butanone kinase. The transcript is spliced from 20 exons. Gene Ontology annotation, cellular component: cytosol. Bases 191 to 1975 code for a protein of 594 amino acids. The record is from RefSeq and is a predicted model, not a curated record. Gene Ontology annotation, molecular function: ATP binding; glycerone kinase activity. Lineage: Eukaryota; Viridiplantae; Streptophyta; Magnoliopsida; Fagales; Juglandaceae. Gene Ontology annotation, biological process: glycerol catabolic process.
AUGUUGGCUUGCUCGAUCGGACAAGCAACCCCCAUCUUCUCUCUCUCUCUGCCCCUUGACCUUCAAGCAACAAACCCGCACUGGCACCUGGUGCGUUUCCAUGUGUGUGUGACGCAAUCUCUCUCUCUCUCUUUCAUUUCAUGCGAAAAACAAACAGGUUUCGCUAGCUAGAGCUUGUCUCGUUGAUGACAUGGCUUCCCGAGGCAAGAAGCUCAUCAACGAUCCCAACGAUGUUGUAACUGAGUUCAUCGAGGGACUUGUGGAAACGUAUCCUGGGCUGCAGUUCUUAGAUGGUUUUCCUGAGGUGAAGGUUGUAUUACGUGCUGAUGUUUCUAGUUCAACAUAUGAUAAAGUUGCAAUUAUAUCAGGAGGUGGAAGUGGUCAUGAGCCUGCACAAGCUGGAUUUGUGGGGGAGGGGAUGUUGACAGCAGCUAUUUGUGGGGAUGUUUUUGCCUCUCCACCAGUUGAUUCAAUUCUUGCCGGCAUCCGUGCUGUAACAGGUCCUAUGGGAUGUCUUCUAAUUGUCACGAAUUAUACUGGUGAUCGUUUGAAUUUUGGUUUGGCUGCCGAGCAGGCAAAAUCUGAAGGUUAUAAAGUGGAGACUGUAAUUGUGGGGGAUGAUUGUGCUUUACCUCCACUUCGUGGCAUAGUUGGACGAAGAGGAUUGGCAGGGACUAUUCUCGUUCAUAAGGUGGCUGGAGCUGCUGCUGCUGCUGGCCUUUCCCUUGCUGAUAUUGCUGCCGAAGCAAAAUGUGCAUCAGAAAUGGUUGGAACAAUGGGUGUUGCUCUAUCUGUUUGCACACUGCCUGGGCAGGUUACAUCAGAUCGUUUGGGUCCAGGGAAAAUGGAACUUGGCCUUGGGAUUCAUGGUGAACCUGGUGCUGCUGUGGCCGACAUUCAACCUGUGGAUGUGGUGGUUUCUCAUGUUCUUAAUCAAAUACUCUCACUGGAAACCAACUAUGUUCCCAUUACACGAGGCAAUAGAGUUGUGCUCAUGAUCAAUGGGUUAGGAGCCACCCCUAUAAUGGAAUUAAUGAUUGCAUCAGGAAAAGCAGUGCCAAAAUUACAGCUUGAACAUGGACUGGCUGUUGAUAGAGUGUAUACAGGGUCAUUUAUGACAUCUCUUGAUAUGGCAGGUUUUUCAAUAUCCAUCAUGAAGGCAGAUGAAACUAUUUUGCAACGUCUGGAUGCUCCAACUACGGCUGCAUAUUGGCCUGUUGGCGUUGAUGGUAAUCAUCCACCUACCAAGAUUCCUGUUCCAAUGCCACCGUCUCGUUCAACAAAGAGUGAUGAGGCAUUAAGUCGACCACCGCAAUUGAAUCAACAAGGCCAGAUUCUUGAGGUUGCUAUUGAAGCAGCAGCACACGCAGUUGUCAAUCUCAGGGAAAGUCUGAAUGAAUGGGAUAGCAAAGUAGGUGAUGGUGACUGUGGGUCAACAAUGUAUAGAGGUGCAACAGCAAUUCUGGCGGACAUUAAAAAUUACCCUCUGAAUGAUGCUGCAGAAACAGUGAACGAAAUUGGAUCAUCUAUUAGAAGAGUUAUGGGAGGAACUAGUGGGAUCCUAUAUACUAUAUUUUGCAAGGCUGCAUAUGCACAGUUGACAGCAAGCUCCCAGUCGGUUGUCACUGCAAAACAAUGGGCUGAAGCACUUGAAGCUUCCAUUGCAGCAGUCUGUAAAUAUGGGGGAGCUAGUGCUGGUUAUCGCACAUUGUUAGAUGCCCUUAUUCCAGCAUCAGCAAUACUUCAGGAGAGGUUAAAUGCUGGGGAUGAUCCUUGCACUGCUUUUGUUCUCUCGUCUGAAGCAGCAUUGGCUGGAGCUGAAUCAACCAAGCACAUGCAAGCACAGGCUGGCCGUUCAACCUAUGUAUCUGGGGAGAUCCUUGCAUCAGUUCCAGAUCCCGGAGCAAUGGCUGCAGCUUCGUGGUACAGAGCAGCAGCUGUAGCCGUCAUGGAGAAGUACAGGGCUUCUUCAUGAACCAAUGCAUCUAGCUCCUCAUGUAAUUCCUUCUCCUUUUCAAGCAAUUCCUGCUCCUUUUUUGCUGCGGAAGUUUUGCUCAUGAUUUUACGGUAUUCGGAAGUUAGGCUCUCCGCUUAUGCUUUUUGUGCAUUGCAUAAAGCCGAGAGAGCGAGUCAGACUCGUGCAUCUCUCAACAUUUUCUUUAGAUAAAAUGUAACUUUGAUGAGUAUUGGUAACUACAAGACAGAAUAAUCUGCAUUGAAAUCUGAGCAUAUGGGUGUAAUUGAAAUGGUUGAAAAAUGUUGCUUUUUAAUGGCCUAUGUUAGAUUGUUUUGUAUGCAUUAAUUAACCCC